AUGACUUCCGACAAAAGGAAGAACGUAGCCGCAGGUGGUGGUGGGUCAAAGAGUUUGGCGUCCACCUCAACUGCUACUACUACAACUACACCAAUUAAUACCACAACCACGCCCACAAAGUCGGCAAGUAAUAAUGCGCCCGAGACCGUGUCAGAGGCAACCCCUACAAAGAAAGGCCGAAAGCAGGUGCGAAAAAACAAGCGGAAGGGAAAGUUGCAAGCUGCCAAUGGUGUCGAACCCACCCCCACUACAGAGCAGCCCAAGGAAUUGAAAAAGAAGAAGAAGAGCAAAAAGCCGCGAGAAGACGGACGAGAGGAGCCCGAAGGAACUGGAAGAGAGCUAGUGCAGCGCACCGAGGGUGUGUCUGAGAAUUGGAAGUUGUCGCCUUCGCUGGGAGGAAGGUUCUUGAUGCUGGAUCCGGUGUUUGCUAGAGAUGAAAAAUAUAUCCUCCUCGCACAUGCAAAGUCGUUGAAAAUAUACUCGACAAAGACCUCCCUCCUCGUCCGCAACAUCCAGAUCCCAUUAAUAAAGCCGACGGAAAGAAUCAUAGCAUAUCUCCUGGACUCCGUAAACGACAGCAGGGUCUACAUUGCAACAUCAAGCUCUCAAUUGUUCCUGUGGAACUGGGUGGACGGGAAACUGUUCCAGAAGUGGAACCUGGGGCUCUCCUCAAUUGGGCUCAUUACUGUCUGCGCAGAUGAGAAGCCAGAUGCUGAGGCUGUGGGUGUUAUCUAUGCGACUGAUGCCAGCGGAAAGAAUGGAUUUCUGUACAGACUUGAGCUGCCCAAAAACUCAAAAACUGAGAUUAAGAAAUCGAUAAUCUACAAAACACCCAAUGGCGCAAUUUCAGCCGCCCAGGUUCUCCUCGGGGGCACAAUAGUUACGAUUGCCUCGGAAAGGACUUUAAUUAUUGGAAAUAAGCACACCGCAGAAGGUGUUGUGGAUGAGAAUGCUGAAUGGGGGGUUUUCCGGAAAUUCCCAAUGACCUUUGUAGUGUCCUGCAUGGACUCGUAUAUCCCAGCCGACGAGAGUAACAAGGGUAAAUCAAAAAAGAACAAAAAGCCAAAGACUACUGCGGCAGGUGUGCUUGGAGAUGUGGUUGUCGGAGACGAGAGCGGUUCCAUGCACCUAUUCCACAAUGUCCUGCGACUCCGGGAAGAGAACAAGUCCGAACAGGACCAAGUUGUCAGAACCCUCCAUUGGCAUCGAAAGAAAGUCCGAUCCGUUAAAUGGGCUUCGAAUGGUAAUUAUAUCAUUUCCGGAGGUUCGGAGACCGUAUUAGUUAUGUGGCAGGUUGAAACCGGACACAAGCAGUUCCUGCCUCAUUUGGGCUCCAUAAUCGAGCGCCUUGUGGUCUCGCCCAAAGCAAACUCAUAUGCAAUCCUCCUCUCCGACAACUCCAUCAUGGUGAUCUCGACCGCCGAGCUGAAAGCCAAAACCAACAUCGCCGGCAUCCAAUCCCGCUUGUUCUUGCCCACAGAAGCCCGCCAGUCCAGAGUUCCUUGCGUCUUCCACCCUACCACCGCGAACCGCCUGCUCCUCGCCACUCCUGCCUCUCAGAUCGAAGGCAGCACUUCUUCACCCUACCUACAAACAUUCGAUACCUACUCUGACCGCCACGUCGCACGACAAGCCCUCACCCGCACCAACGCUACUAACUUCAACACAGGCCCCGAACAAGACUUUAUCCUUGAGCCCAAUGUCACCCUCAUGGCCAUCACUUCAGACGGGACCUGGCUCGCAACCAUCGACGAAUGGAAGCCCCCGCGGCGCAAGUCCGACGACGGCAGCAGCGAGUCACCAAUCGUCGAGGAUGAGGGUCACGGGCGUGAGAUAUACCUACGCUUCUGGAAGUGGACCGAGCAGAAGAAGGUCUGGGAGCUCGUCACCCGCGUGGACUCGCCGCACCCGUCGGCCAGCGGCUUAGGAGCGGAGGAAGUCUACGACCUGAUAGCAGCGCCCAAGGGCCACGGGUUUGCGACAGUGGGCGCAGACGGGAGUGUCCGCAUUUGGAAAGCCAAAGUGCGAACCCGGGCCGGCGGCAUAGAAGUCAGGACCGCUGAGGGCGCACUCACAUCCUGGGGCUGCAGAAGGGUCGUCAUGUUCUCCAAGGGGCAGCGGGAGCUCGAGCUCUCCACCUCCACCCUCCUCGACGUCGAAGCCCCCACCAAGCCAUCCAAGAAGGCCGCCGCCGCAGCAACACCCCCCUACUGGAGCCAACUCGCCUUCUCCGAAGACGGCUCCGUGAUUGCCAUCGCCACGCCCGUCGCCGGCCUCUCCUCUUCCAAAGAAGACACCACCCUCCACCUCGCCGACGCCAGCGCCGGCGCCGUCCGCCACACCAUCAGCGGCCUCCAACUCGGCCUCGUCACCGGCCUCGGCAUCCACGAGCGCCACCUCAUCGUCCUCGGCACCUCCAAGCUCCUCGUCUACAACCUCGUCAACAGCAGCAUCCACUACGAGUUCCCCCUCGAGACACUCAACGCCUCCUCUUCCGCCGGCGGGCACCUCGCCAUCGACCACCACAGCGGCACCUUCGCCAUCGCCGUGGCGCCGCGCAAGAACGGCGAUAGGCACCGCGUGCUCGUCUUCAAGACGGACUCCGUCGCCCCCGUGCACGUGCAGGACGUCGGCCUCGCCGCCGUCACGGCGCUGAAGUCGUCCGAGGGCGGGAAGGGCUACAUGGCGCUCGACGCGGAGGCGCGGAUACAGUAUAUUUCGCCCGUCCUGGCGCCGCACGUGUCUGUUGCGCAGCAGGCGUCGUCGGCGGAGUUCAGUCUGGAGGACGCCGAUGUCGAGGUGGCGACGGGGCUGUCGGGCGUGUAUAUGACGAAUGGCGAUGAUGCGUCGCCUUCCGACAACGACGAGGAGAUGGAGGCGGUGGAUGCUGAUGGCGACGAGGAGGAGGAGGAUGGGGUUGUGGACCGGGUGGUGCCGCGGGAGGCGCUGGAGAGCGUGUUUGAUGCGGUGCCGGCGUAUGCGGCGGGGUCGGUGGAGGAGGCGUUUGAGAAGGUGCUGGCGCUGUUUGUGAAGAAACCGUUAGGGGCCGACGAUGAUAAUGAGGAGGACGAGGAGGAGGAAGAGGAGGAAGAGGACGUGGAUGUGGAUGUGCAGAUGGUUGCGGUGUAG
This is a messenger RNA of Morchella sextelata, 3129 nucleotides long. RefSeq lists its product as uncharacterized. The record is from RefSeq and is a predicted model, not a curated record. The transcript has 3 exons. Lineage: Eukaryota; Fungi; Ascomycota; Pezizomycetes; Pezizales; Morchellaceae. Gene Ontology annotation, molecular function: protein binding; RNA binding. Gene Ontology annotation, cellular component: nucleolus. Gene Ontology annotation, biological process: positive regulation of transcription by RNA polymerase I; positive regulation of rRNA processing. Bases 1 to 3129 code for a protein of 1042 amino acids.